GGAGUCCCCGCCUUCCUCCUUAGAGGGCAGCAGUGGUGACUUCCCAGGGGCCGGAGACGCUCCCAAGCCCGCACGGGGCAUGCGCUCCACUUAGCACGGGGGAAUUGAAAAGGAAAAACAACUGGAAGAAAAACGCCUCCGCGAGUCUCUAAACGUCCCGCUUCGAGGUUGCAGGCUAGCAAAAACAGUUUCCGGGAAGGACCGGAGAGAGGAACCCACCGGCCAUGUGUGUGGCACGGCGUUCUAGGCCUCGUGCUGGCUGUCCCAGGCUGGGGGCUGCCCCGGACGAGGCGCUGGUGACUGUGACCGCAGCGUGAUGUACCCGGCGCCCGGCCCGGCGAUGCCUUAGCGCUGACUCGCCUGGUAAUCCGGCCUGUUUCUUUCUUCCAGUGGGCUGGACAUCCAGCCGCCUUUCGGGACCUUGGCUCACCGCGGACAGACACAGACAGACACAGGGAGACGGGGACGGGACCGGUUAGGGUCCUUUCCACCUUGUUCCGCCGAGUCUCCAGGCGGUCCUGGACAGCGCUCCAUGGGGCUGCGGGCCUGGCUGAGGACUCUGUGCUGCUGCUGCUGCCCGUGCAAAUGCCUGGGAGACCCGGAGAUGCCUGAGAAGGAGCCCCUGCUCAGUGGCAACAAUCCUUACUCCUCUUUUGGAGCAACUCUAGUGAGAGACGAUGAGAAGAAUUUAUGGAGCAUACCUCAUGAUGUAUCCCAUACAGAAGCCGAUGAUGAUAGGAUAUUGUAUAAUUUGAUUGUCAUUCGAAAUCAGCAGCCCAAAGAUUCAGAGGAAUGGCAAAAACUCAACUAUGAUAUCUACACCUUACGGAGAACUCGAAGGGAAGUGAGAGACAGAUGGAAACGCAUUUUGGAAGAUUUAGGUUUUCAGAAGGAAGCGGACUCCUUGUUAUCAGUGACUAAACUCAGUACCAUCAGUGACUCUCAGAACACGAGGAAAGCACGGGAGAUAUUGUUAAAACUUGCUGAAGAGACAAAUAUUUUUCCAACAAAUUGGGAACUCUCGGAGAGGUACCUCUUUGUGGUGGAUCGUCUCAUUGCUCUUGAUGCCGCAGAAGAGUUUUUUAAAAUGGCAAGCCUCAUUUACCCCAAAAAGCCUGGACUGACCUACUUGGCUGAUGGCCAGAAGGAACUUCCCCAGGUUCCAUUUCCAAGCCCCUAAAGAGACGGACCUGGAACAGAACUUGAAUUUUCCCCUGGGGACUCAGGGCAACCAGCCAAAGUACCAUGGAUUUUCUUUGGAGAAUUACAAGUAGGAGGGAGACAAGGGGAGAGAAUAAGAAAAAACAUCUGCGUUAUGAUUAGGAAACACACAUCCAUGUGCAGAAGGAUGUGAAACCUUGCCCAGCUCCAAGGAAGGACUAAACUAGCCCUAGUGUGGGUCUUGUUCUAGGAGAUGAUUACAGUUAAGAUUAUAGUCCUUAGGAGGACUCAUCAUGUGUGUUUAAGCCAUCAGGGAAACCCCAUGGUCUCAGCUCUUCCUUUGGAGAACUUUAAACUGCUGGUUCUCACAAAAGGAAAAUAAUUCAAAAGAUUCAAAACAAAUUUAUUGAGUGCCUCCUCUGUGCAAAGCACAGUCUUAGGUGCCAGUGGAGACAAAGAUGAAUAAGACAUGGCUCCUGCCCUCAGGUAGCAUAUAGUCUAGUGGGGGAUGGGGCAGUAGAGAGGUGGCAGGACAGAGAAGGCUAAGACCAGGUAAAUGGAUCUUAGUUGAUAAGAAGCUGCUGGUUUUCCUAUGUCAGGAUGAACUACUUUAAAUAGUAUACAAUAAAAUGUGCUGAACCCAACACAAUCUAAACUGAAUGUGGCAUUAUCUUUCUUUGGUCAUUCGGAAAACACAUCAGCUCCUCAUGGUGCCUCAGGAGCAUCACAAGUAAACAUUACCUUUUAUGCAAAAAGGAUGUUGGGCCAGUUGCUAGAGAUGUGUAGAAAUCCUGGUUUCGAAGUAGGUGGGGGAGUCCAAAAGUGGUGCAGGCUGCUUUGAUAAGUAGUGAGUUGUCCAUCACUGGAGGUAUUAAAAUAGAGACUGGUGAGCUACAUGUUAGGGAGUAUGUAAAGGGGAUUACUUUUUGGAUAGGAGCUAGAAUAUAUGACCUCUGAGGUUCCUUCUAACUCUGGUCUAUCCUUCCAAUUACUAGAUUUAGUUUAGGUUAGGUUUACUGUUAGUGAGAUGAAAAAUCUGGGCCUUACCCACAUGUGGGUACAGAGAUAGCAAUUUCUUGAAUUCUAAUGAUAUCAAGUGACCUCAUUCUUCUUCUUAUAUAUAGGAGUCAGAAGGAUAUAUAAUAAAAAGCUGCUUUUUUUAAAACCA
This is a messenger RNA of Trichosurus vulpecula (common brushtail), 2329 nucleotides long. RefSeq names its product melanoregulin (gene MREG). The transcript has 5 exons. Bases 533 to 1180 code for a protein of 215 amino acids. Gene Ontology annotation, cellular component: melanosome. The record is from RefSeq and is a predicted model, not a curated record. Gene Ontology annotation, biological process: melanocyte differentiation; melanosome transport. Lineage: Eukaryota; Metazoa; Chordata; Mammalia; Diprotodontia; Phalangeridae.